GCCGGCGGCGCCUCCCUCAGCCCGGCCACAUCCCCACAGGCGGAGCGGGGCGGCCGGCGCCGGCGAGCGGAGCGGAGGAGCGGGGCGGCCGCCGGGCACAAUUGUCUGGUGUUUCUCAGCUUGAAGAAGAUCUGCAGUCAUUAUUGAUCCUCUUUCUUGGCGUUACCGCUUUCGAAGUGAAGUUUGCCUAGCUUUGUAGUGCGAGCUUUCUUUUCAGCCAUCUUAAACCAAACCAAACAAACAAACAAAGAUUUUGAUCCGUAAAGUAGACAAGCUAUAGCUCUACAAUGUCCAAGUCAUUCCAGCAGUCAUCUCUGAGUAGGGAUUCACAAGGUCAUGGGCGUGAGCUCUCUGCAGGAAUAGGCCUUCUUGCUGCUGCUACCCAGUCUUUAAAUAUGCCAGCAUCUCUUGGAAGGAUGAACCAGGGUACUGCACGCCUUGCUAGCUUAAUGAAUCUUGGAAUGAGUUCUUCAUUGAACCAACAAGGAUCUCAUAGUGCACUGUCUUCUGGUAGUACCUCUUCCCAUAAUUUGCAGUCUAUAUUUAACAUUGGAAGUAGAGGUCCGCUCCCUUUGUCUUCUCAGCACCGUGGAGAUGCAGACCAGGCCACUAACAUUUUGGCCAGCUUUGGUCUGUCUGCUAGAGACUUAGAUGAACUGAGUCGCUAUCCCGAGGACAAGAUCACUCCUGAAAACUUGCCUCAGAUCCUUCUACAACUUAAAAGGAGGAGAGCUGAAGAAGGUUAUGGUAGAGAUGGCAGAUCAUCCACACGGGAACCACCGUACAGAGUACCUAGGGAUGAUUGGGAAGAAAAAAGGCAUUUUAGAAGAGAUAGCUUUGAUGAUCGUGGUCCUAGUCUCAACCCGGUAGUUGACUAUGACCAUGGAAGUCGUUCUCAAGAAUCUGGUUAUUAUGACAGAAUGGAUUAUGAAGAUGACAGAUUGAGAGAUGGAGAAAGGUGUAGGGAUGAAUCUUUCUAUGGUGAGACUUCGCAUAACUAUCAUAAAUUUGACAGUGAGUAUGACAGAAUGGGUCGUGGCCCUGGUCCCGAGAGAUCUCUCUUUGAGAAAAAGAGAGGUGCUCCUCCAAAUAGCAAUAUUGAAGACUUCCAUGGAUUCUUACCGAAGGGUUAUCCCCAUCUGUGCUCUAUAUGUGAUAUGCCAGUUCAUUCUAAUAAGGAGUGGAAUCACCAUAUCAAUGGAGCGACUCACGGCCGACGCUGUCAGCUGCUGCUUGAAAUAUAUCCAGAAUGGAACCCUGACAGUGAUUCAGGACAUGGAAUGGGUGAUCCCUUCAUGUUGCAGCAGUCCACAAAUCCUGCACCAGGAAUUCUGGGACCCCCACCACCUCCAUUCCACCUGGGAGGGCCUCCUGUUGGGCCAAGAGGAGCUGGAAAUGGAAACAUGCAAGGACCGAGACACAUGCAGAAGGGCAGAGUGGAAACGAGCAGAGUUGUUCACAUCAUGGAUUUCCAGAGAGGGAAGAACUUGAGAUAUCAAUUGCUUCAGCUUGUUGAACCAUUUGGAAUAAUUACAAAUCACCUGAUUCUAAACAAAAUCAACGAGGCAUUUAUUGAAAUGUCAACCACUGAAGAUGCUCAGGCUGCAGUAGAGUACUACUCAACAACACCUGCACUGGUAUUUGGUAAACCAGUCAGAGUCCACCUGUCACAGAAGUACAAAAGGAUAAAGAAACCUGAAAGUAAACCUGACCAAAAAACGGAGCCACCAAAACCAGAACUUGGUCGUGUGAUUCACCUCAGCAAUUUACCUCAUUCAGGCUACUCUGAUAAUGCAGUGCUCAAACUGGCUGAACCAUAUGGAAAAAUUAAGAACUACAUACUCAUGAGGAUGAAGAGUCAGGCUUUCAUUGAAAUGGAGACCAGAGAAGAUGCUUUAGCGAUGGUUGAACAUUGUGCCAACAAAGCUCUUUGGUUCCAAGGCAGAUGUGUGAAAGUGGAUCUAUCUGAAAAAUACAAGAAAUUGGUGUUAAGGAUUCCAAACAAGGGAGUUGAACUUCUGAAAAAGGAUAAAACUAGAAAGAGAACAUAUUCUCCAGACAGCAAAGACUCUCCAAGUGAUAAGAAGUCUAAGACUGAUGCUACUCAGAAACCUGAAAGUGGCACUGUAGAAGAUAAAGUAAAAGAGGAGAAGCAAGAUGAUGCUGCUGAGCCAUCAGGCACUAAAAGCAGUGAGCAGGCAGACCAAGAUGAGCCUAGUUUACUCCUUGAAUCUGAAGAUGAGCUUCUAGUGGAUGAGGAGGAAGCAGCAGCGCUGCUGGAAAGUGGCAGCUCAGCAGGAGAUGAUGCAGAUGUUGCCAAUUUAACUGAUGUGACUACCGAAGAAAAAAAGGACCCGGCUGAUGAUGUGACCGUAAAAACCGAGGGAAAUGUUGUGGCCAAUCCAGCAGCAAAGAAAAAGCUUAAAAAGCGAUACGUGGGUGGCUUUCCACGGAGCAUGGAAGGCUUUGUCACUCUAGAUGAGGUUGGUGAUGAAGAAGAUUCAGAUCAUCAAAAACUUCGGAAGUCGGGUUUGGCAGUAAAAUCUGCUGGCAAAAAUGAUGAUAGUUUGGCAGAAAUCAAAGUAGACAAGAUUGAGGAGCCAGAGCAGGAAAAUGAAACGUUAGAAAAUGGUACCAAGACUGAAGAUAAUCUGAAGGCUGAAGCUGUUGAAGCUUCCGAUCCCACAACAGCGCAAGAUCCUGAGAAAAAUGCCCAUGAAAAUAUAGACACCCAGGAAGAACAGGAAACAAAGAAUGUCCAAGAGAAAGCUCUUAUUCCAGAUGAAUUUAGGAUUGGGCCAUACCAGCCAAAUGUUCCUGUUGGUGUGAAUUAUGUGGUACCCAAAACAGGGUUUUAUUGCAAAUUGUGUUCCCUGUUCUACACAAAUGAAGAUGUUGCAAAAAAGACCCAUUGCAGCAGCCUUCCUCAUUAUCAAAAGUUGAAGAAAAUUCUGGAUAAAAUGGCAGAAGACUACAGGCAAAAGAAAGAAGCGUAAAAAGAAGGAUGGAUGUAAGGAAAACAGUGGCUUUGUUCUUAAUGUUAAUCUUUUUUUUAAGAGCAGUACAAGUAGUAGAUGGAAAUACUGUAUUCUUUUUUUUUGUUUUGUUUUAGUGAGAUACAGUAGAUGUUAUAGGUCUGUUCAUGUGUUCAGUGUUGUAGCAAAAAGCAUAAGCAGUUAAGUUAAUGAAAAAAAUUUGUUCUUAAUGUGGGAAUGGCAACAAGUUUUCGUUUUGACACUGAGCUGUAAAAGAAAAAAUCUUGCAUCCUUGUGGAAAGCUCAUCUAUGGCAAGAAAAUUUCCUUGAAGUGAAAUUUCCUACUUUCAAGCUUCGAAAAUUCGUCUAUCCAUUCUCAAUAAAAAAUAAAAAGUAACACUGUAUUUUUAUUUCAUCUAGAACAUUCCGUAUUUCAGUCUGAGCCUAGCAGAUACUUAAUUUGGAGUGUAAGGCUGUCAUUGCAUUUCACUUUUGAAAAGUCUUUAAAUGUAAGUUGCAUUUUUAAAUGUUGAAUUGCAGUUUCUUUUAAUGUCAUUGUUGUUACAUAGCAAAUAGGAAAAUUAGUGAUUAGUCAGCUUUACAACUUUGUGAUUUUUUUUUUCCUAAGCUCUUGAUAGACUUUCCUAUUCAGCUAUACCUUGUAUUUUUAGUGAAAAGUAAAUGCCCAUUCUCCUCUGACCAGUAUUAUUUCCUCAAGCUCUUCCUGCUUUCACUUGAAUCUUGCAGCUGUCGUACACCUCUGCUAUAUUCAAAAGCAGCAUUUGAGUCCUGAAAUGUUAAAAAAAAAAAAAAAAAUCAAAAAAAGCAGUAUCUUUAUAUUCUUCACAUGUAAUUUUUCAUACCUGCAUUUUAAAACUGUUUCUGUUGAUCUGGUUUUGUCAAGAAUCUUUUAGAACUGUGCUCUUAAUGUACCUGCACAUGUGAUAUGUGAACAGGAAUUUGCAUGUGUAACCUGUGUUUAUCCGUAGUUUUUGUUAUUUACUGCUUAUUUGUGAAUUCAGGUUACUAAAGUGAUUUACCAAUAAACAAAGCUAGGCAACAGUAA
Messenger RNA from Phasianus colchicus (ring-necked pheasant), 4041 nucleotides. RefSeq names its product matrin 3 (gene MATR3). Gene Ontology annotation, cellular component: nucleus. Lineage: Eukaryota; Metazoa; Chordata; Aves; Galliformes; Phasianidae. Gene Ontology annotation, molecular function: zinc ion binding; RNA binding. The record is from RefSeq and is a predicted model, not a curated record.